CCCCGAAGGCAGCCGGCCGAGCUCCCGGGGGCGGCGGGGCGUUUCUGGAACUCUCCACCUCCGGCUCUGCCGGGGCCCGGCGCAGCCGAGGACCCGGGCUUGCAGCCCGCCCGCCCGAGAAAGGGGUGCCAUGCAGACAGAACAGAAAAGAGACGCCACUGCCGAGGAGAUUGGAGGACGGGGAUGUUGUCUUUGUGGCCCAAGAAGGAUGAUGAGCCAGUGCCAAAAGGGAAUCUGAGAUAAAGGCAAGCAUUUUCAUCCGGGUUUUCAACCCCUGAAUACUUGUUGAGGAUGUUUCCCAGCCGGAAGUGGAAGAAGAAAAGAAUCCCACACCAAGAAGCAGAAAACGUUGAGGGGAAUAAUAACUGAGUCCCCCAAGAAAAGGAGCACUUUCUCAUCUUCUGGCAAAAUACAGAGUUACGUGGUGGUGGUGGGGGGGGCUUGUGAAUCCCAGCUGUAGCCCCCUGUGCUGGAAGGACUCUGAAUUUCAGUUUGUGAAUGCUUUCUUUUUCUACAACUUGUGAUAUUGCCUGUUGACUAAGCGAAGUUCCACUAAAGGAGGACACUGCUGAAUUCAUACUCCCCUUAAGCUCUCUGGGUUAUGGCAUUCGUAUUCCUGGAAGUUUCGUUUCCCUGGACGUAAGCACGUGCCAGCGACCCAGAUCUGCAGUGUAGGUGAUCCUUUCGUGACAGCUGCAGGGGUGUCGAAUGAUCUGCGUGCCAGCUGGGUUUCACGGCGUGUGAGACGUAAAGUCUGUCCUCUGCAGCUCUCCUCAUAAGCAGAUGGCAAGCCCACUAGACACCGUGUGUGGCUGACACGUAUGCCUGAGAAAGGGACCUUCCCCAUGGAUCAUGGCGUUGAUGUGUACAGGACAUUUCCUAUUUCUAAUACUGCUGGUGUUCGGCUUCACUUGUGACGGGUCUGUGGGCAAUUACUCCGAAUGGGCAGUCUUCACCAAGAAUAUAGAUGAGUUCACACCGAAAGUGAAAGACUUCAGACCCAACCAAAGACCCAGGAGAAGUAUGCCUCAUCCCAGCUUGUAUUUCGAUGCCGGGGAAGUCCAGGCGUUGAGACAGAAGUCCCGCACGAGCCACCUGCAUCUUUUCCGAGUGAUCAGAAAUGCCGUGACGGUCAUGCUUUCCAACCCCACGUUUUACCUACCUCCACCCAAGCACGCCGACUUCACGGCCAAGUGGAACGAAAUCUAUGGCAACAACCUGCCUCCUCUAGCACUGUACUGUCUGCUGUGCCCAGAAGAUAAGGUGGCCUUUGAAUUUGUCUUGGACUACAUGGACAGGAUGGCUAGCUACAAGGACUGGCUCGUGGAAAACGCGCCGGGAGAUGAGGUUCCAGUCGGCCAUUCCUUAACAGGCUUUGCCACUGCCUUUGACUUUUUAUAUAACCUGUUUGAUAAUCAUCGGAGACAAAGAUAUCUGGAAAAGAUAUGGAUUGUGACGGAAGAGAUGUAUGAGUAUUCCAAGGUUCGAUCCUGGGGAAAACAACUUCUCCACAACCACCAGGCUACUAAUAUGAUAGCAUUACUUACUGGAGCCCUGGUCACCGGGGUGGAGAAAGGAUCACAAGCGAACCUAUGGAAGCAGGUGGUCGUUGAUGUGAUGGAAAAGACCAUGUUUCUCUUGAAUCAUGUGGUCGAUGGCUCUUUGGAUGAGGGCGUGGCCUAUGGGAGCUACACAGCAAAGUCUAUUACGCAGUAUGUUUUUCUGGCACAACGCCACUUUAACAUCAACAACUUGGAUAACAACUGGCUGAAAACGCACUUCUGGUUCUAUUAUGCCACCCUGUUGCCGGGUUUCCAAAGAACGGUGGGUAUCGCAGAUUCCAAUUACAAUUGGUUUUACGGUCCUGAGAGCCAGCUGGUUUUCUUGGAUAAGUUCAUCUUAAAGAACGGAGCGGGCAAUUGGUUAGCGCAGCAGAUCCGAAAGCACCGGCCGAAAGAUGGACCCAUGGUGGCCUCCUCCGCCCAGAGAUGGAGCACUCUCCACACAGAAUACAUCUGGUAUGAUGCGCAACUCACCCCGAGGCCCCCCGCUGAAUACGGCACCCCCCAAAUGCACAUGUUCCCAAACUGGGGCGUGGUUACUUACGGGGCAGGGCUGCCAAACACACAGACCAAUACCUUCGUGUCUUUUAAAUCUGGGAAGCUUGGGGGACGAGCGGUGUAUGACAUAGUUCACUUCCAGCCCUACUCCUGGAUUGACGGGUGGCGGAGCUUUAACCCAGGGCAUGAACAUCCAGACCAAAACUCAUUUACCUUUGCCCCCAAUGGGCAAGUCUUUGUUUCCGAAGCUCUUUAUGGCCCUAAGUUGAGCCACCUGAACAAUGUCUUGGUGUUCGCCCCCUCCCCCUCUAGCCAGUGUAAUCAGCCCUGGGAAGGGCAGCUGGGGGAAUGUGGCCACUGGCUCAAGUGGAUGGGGGAAGAGGUUGGUGACGCGGCUGGGGAAAUCAUCUCUGCCUCUCAACAUGGCGAGAUGCUGUUUGUAAGCGGGGAGGCCGUCUCUGCUUAUUCCUCAGCGAUGGGGCUGAAGAGCGUGUAUCGUUCCUUGCUUCUCUUAAACUCUCAGACUCUGCUGGUAGUGGAUCACAUUGAGAGGCAAGAGGCUUCCCCCGUAAAUUCUGUCAGUGCCUUCUUUCAUAAUUUGGAUAUUGACUUCAAGUACAUCCCCUAUCGGUUCAUGAACAGGUAUAACGGAGCCAUGAUGGAUGUCUGGGAUGCACACUACAAGAUGUUUUGGUUUGAUCCACAUGGCCGUAGCCCCGUGGCUAGCAUACAGGAAGCAGAGCAAGCGGCUGAGUUUAAGAAACGGUGGACUCAGUUUGUGAAUGUCACGUUUCCCAUGGAAUCCACAGUCACGAGAAUUGCCUAUGUCUUUUACGGGCCCUAUGUCAAUGUCUCCAGCUGCAGAUUCAUUGAUAAUUCCAAGUCCGGACUUCAGAUCUCCCUCAAUGUCAAUAAUACUGAACACGUUGUUUCUCUUGUCACGGACUACCAUAAUCUGAAGACCAGAUUCAGUUACCUGGGGUUCGGGGGCUUCGCCAAUGUGGUGAAUCAAGGCCAAAUAACCCAAUUUGGUGUGGGUGCUCAGGCCAUCCUGACGCCCGUCACACACGCUAGAGUUAUUUUCCCCUUUGGGUUUAAAUUUAAUCUCGUAGCUGGGUUGAUCUUGUGCGUCAGCUUGGUGAUUUUAACUUUCCAGUGGCGGUUUUACCUGUCCUUUAGAAAGCUCAUGCGUUGGGUCCUUCUGCUCGUCAUUGCCAUGUGGUUUAUCGAGCUCCUGGAUGUGUGGAGCACCUGCACUCAGCCCAUCUGUGCCAAGUGGACCCGGGCAGAGGCUGAGGCGAGCCAGAAGGCCGCGUCUUUGCAAGGGCCCCACGUCCUUCUUCCCGACGUGGUCAUCGCCUCGCUUCCCGGCUCAGGAGCUGAGAUUCUCAAGCAGCUGUUUUUCAACAGUAGUGAUUUCCUUUACAUCCGAGUUCCCACCGCCUACAUCGAUAUCCCCGAAACCGACCUCGAGAUCGACUCGUUUGCCGAUGCUUGCGAGUGGAAGGCGGCGGAUGUCCACGGCGGGCAUUUCCGUUUACUCCGAGGCUGGUUGCAGUCUUUAGUCCUGGACACAAAACUACAUUUGCAAAACAUCCACCUGCACGAACCCAGUAAGGGCAAACUGGCCCAGUAUCUCCCAAUGGGUAAGGACAAGAAAAGAAAAUUGAAAAGGAGAGAGUCUUUGCCAGAACAAAGAAGUAGAAUGAAAGGCACCUUUGACCGGGAGGCUGAAUACAUUAGGGCUUUGAGAAGACACCUGGUCUAUUACCCGAGUGCACGGCCUGUGCUCAGUUUAAGUAGUGGGAGCUGGACGUUGAAACUCCAUUUUUUUCAGGAAGUUCUGGGGUCUUCGAUGAGGGCGUUAUACAUAGUGAGAGACCCUCGGGCAUGGAUUUAUUCCCUGCUGUACGGUAGUAAACCAAGUCUUUACACAUUGAAGAAUAUGCCAGAACACUUGGCCAAACUGUUAAAAGGCAAAUGCAACUUGAAUUCAGGGUAUGCUUUCGAGUAUGAACUGUUGAAAAAGGAAUUAACAAAACCUAAAGCCAGUGCCGUCUCCAUCUUGUCUCAUCUGUGGCUGGCAAACACGGCGGCAGCCUUGAGAAUAAAUACAGAUCUGCUCCCUGCCAACUACCAGCUCGUCAAGUUCGAAGACAUUGUGCUUUCUCCUCAGCAGACUACUGAAAGGAUUUUUGCUUUCCUGGGAAUUCCUUUGUCUCCUGCUACUUUAAACCAAAUAUUGUUUGCCACUUCCACAAACCUCUUUUACCUUCCUUAUGAAGGGGAAAUAUCACCGGCUAAUAUUAAUGUGUGGAAACGGAACUUGCCCAGAGAUGAGAUUAAAUUAAUUGAAAACAUCUGCUGGACACUGAUGGCUCGCCUAGGAUAUCCAAAGUUUAUGGACUGAAAGCGGCAGGUCAGCAGAUAUUUGCACUACAUCUUCCCAACCCGCUUUGUGAAUACCAACUAGAAGAGUUUGUUUAUUCUUGUAUUCUGUGUGUGUGCGUGUGUGUGUGUGUGUGCGUGCGUGCAUGUAUGCGGGUGUGUUUAAUCUGUUCCUUGCACAGAGAGAUUAUUUUAAGAAAUAGAUACCACAUUUGGCCUAGCAGGAUUUAUUAUUAUGUUACCACUUCCGUUGCCUCUGUUCCUAAAGUUCCUUUUUUUUCCUGCUAAAAUGUUUCUGCUGCAGUGAUGUAGAUAAUAUUAUAUCGUGAGGGAACCCAGGAAAAUGGGAAGGAAGCUCUGGAAGGAUUUUGUUGACUUCAUCUUCUUGAACUGUGCUGAAAGAUCCUGGGACCUCACACAAUACUAAAGGCCUUGCAAGUGCUGCUCUCCUCGUGUAUCUUCUGCUUUCAAGAUGAACUCUCCACUUCCUUAUCUUUCUAAGAAGGUCUUCUAACACUUCCCUUGCACAAAGAAAAGGAAAUUAAAAAAAAAAAGAGUUUUGUUUACUUUGUAUAAUGUACUGUGUUUUAUGGCUGGGGGAAUGGUGAAAGUUUUUAUUUUUAUCAGAUUCCUUCUGCAAGUAUACAGAUGGAACUCUGGAAUAAAGUUGUUUUGUUUUAGA
Messenger RNA from Perognathus longimembris pacificus (Pacific pocket mouse), 5130 nucleotides. RefSeq names its product dermatan sulfate epimerase like (gene Dsel). Gene Ontology annotation, molecular function: sulfotransferase activity; chondroitin-glucuronate 5-epimerase activity. The transcript is spliced from 2 exons. Bases 853 to 4470 code for a protein of 1205 amino acids. NCBI's taxonomy places the organism in Eukaryota, Metazoa, Chordata, Mammalia, Rodentia, Heteromyidae. The record is from RefSeq and is a predicted model, not a curated record.